Xiphophorus hellerii (green swordtail) is the source of this 1643-nucleotide messenger RNA. It is a transcript of the gene tph2, whose product is annotated as tryptophan hydroxylase 2 (tryptophan 5-monooxygenase). Gene Ontology annotation, molecular function: tryptophan 5-monooxygenase activity; iron ion binding. Gene Ontology annotation, cellular component: neuron projection. The record is from RefSeq and is a predicted model, not a curated record. Gene Ontology annotation, biological process: serotonin biosynthetic process; aromatic amino acid metabolic process. NCBI's taxonomy places the organism in Eukaryota, Metazoa, Chordata, Actinopteri, Cyprinodontiformes, Poeciliidae.
AGGCGGUUCUGGUCCUCAGCAUCAGCAGCAGCUGCAUCAUCCGGACGGCAGGCUGGAGCCCUGGUACUCGUACACCCACUGGUUCCCCAUGGCUUCGGCCCAUGUGAUGAAGGACGGCGGGCCGGAGCCGAUACCGCGCAUGCAGCCCGCCAUGAUGAUGUUCUCCAGCAAGUACUGGUCCAGGAGGGGGAUGUCUCUGGACUCGGCCAUGUUCGACCAGCACAACCACCACCAUCAGCAGAGGCACACCGGGGGACAGAUGUCCAGACGGACAUCUUUCUGUCCAAUCAACGAGAAGCCCAAUGGCGAAAACGCAGAGGAUUCUGGGAAAACAGCGGUGGUGUUUUCUCUGAAAAACGAGGUCGGCUAUCUGGUCAAAGCGCUCAGACUCUUCCAGGAGAGACGGGUCAACCUGAACCACAUCGAGUCCCGGAUGUCGAAGCGGGUUCCUAACGAGGUGGAGAUCUUUGCCGACUGCAAAUGCAGCAAGAAAGAGUUUAACGAGCUUCUGCAGCACCUCAAAGAUCACGUCAACAUCAUCUCCUUCAACACGCCUGCACAUGUUUGGUCAGCUGAGGCAGAUGAAGAGGACGUUCCCUGGUUUCCCAUGAAAAUCUCAGAGUUGGAUCAGUGUUCACACAGAGUGUUGAUGUACGGGUCGGAGUUGGAUGCAGAUCAUCCUGGGUUUAAGGAUAACGUUUAUCGUCAGCGCAGGAAGUACUUUGUGGAGGUGGCCAUGAACUACAAAUUUGGGCAGCCCAUCCCUCGGAUUGAGUACACCUCCGAGGAGGUGAAGACGUGGGGCGUCGUGUUCCGAGAGCUGACCAAGCUGUACCCGACCCACGCAUGCAGAGAGUACCUGAAGAACCUGCCGCUGCUCACCAAACACUGCGGCUACCGGGAGGAUAACAUCCCCCAGCUGGAGGACGUCUCCCGUUUUCUCAGAGAGCGUUCUGGCUUCACGGUGCGACCUGUGGCCGGUUACCUUUCUCCCAGAGACUUCCUGGCUGGUUUGGCCUACAGAGUGUUUAACUGCACUCAGUACAUUCGCCACAGCACCGACCCCCUCUACACACCAGAACCAGACACGUGUCAUGAGCUGCUGGGUCACGUUCCCCUGCUGGCCGACCCAAAGUUCGCCCAGUUCUCCCAGGAGAUCGGCCUGGCCUCUCUGGGAGCGACGGAUGAGGACGUCCAGAAACUGGCCACGUGUUAUUUCUUCACCAUCGAGUUUGGACUCUGCAAACAGGACGGUCAGCUCAGAGCUUAUGGAGCGGGAUUACUGUCAUCCAUCGGAGAGCUCAGGCAUGCUCUGUCUGAUAAAGCCUGUGUGAAGAUGUUUGACCCAAAGACGACCUGCAACCAGGAGUGUCUAAUCACCACCUUCCAGGAUGUUUAUUUUGUCUCUGAGAGCUUCGAGGAAGCCAAGGAGAAGAUGAGAGAAUUCGCCAAAUCCAUAAAGAGGCCGUUCUCCGUGUACUACAACCCGUACACGCAGAGCGUGGAUCUGCUAAAAGACACCCGCAGCAUCGAGAACGUGGUGCAGGACCUGCGCAGCGACCUCACCACGGUCUGCGACGCCCUCGGCAAGAUGAACACCUACCUGGGAAUCUAAGGCCGAAGCAAAUCCCACUGCAAAAAAA